Messenger RNA from Aureobasidium namibiae CBS 147.97, 1083 nucleotides. Its product is annotated as Osmotin, thaumatin-like protein. NCBI's taxonomy places the organism in Eukaryota, Fungi, Ascomycota, Dothideomycetes, Dothideales, Saccotheciaceae. The record is from RefSeq and is a predicted model, not a curated record. Gene Ontology annotation, biological process: defense response. Gene Ontology annotation, cellular component: extracellular region. The transcript is spliced from 2 exons. The coding region runs from base 1 to 1083 and encodes 360 amino acids.
AUGAAGCAGAAGCUCGCUGUCCGCCAAAACAAUGCCGUGAAUACACCACUCGUUGUGACAAAUAACUGUCCCGAUACCAUCUACCCAGGCAUCGCCACCCAGCAUGGCGUCGCACCCGGACAAACUGGUUUCCAGCUCACUCCUGGAGCUACAGUGUCACAAACCGUCUCUGAGGACUGGCAAGGGCGCGUUUGGGGCAGGACGAAUUGCAGUUUCAAUGCUCAAGGCAGAUCGAAUGGCGGCGGCCCAGCCUGCACGACAGGAGAUUGCAACGGUGUGAUACCGUGUCAAGCAGCAGGCGCCAUUCCAGUGACACUUGCUGAGUUUACCCUUGACGCUGGCGACGGCCAAAGUUACUACGACAUCUCUCUUGUUGAUGGGUACAACCUCCCGUUAGCAAUCGUCCUUGUGCCGCAUGGCAACUCUUCGUUGGAUGACAUCCCUCCGAAUCUUACCAAUCCCUCCUGCGAAGGCACAGGCGCUAUGCUUGCUCCAUCCAACUUCGACCCAUACGGCAGUGGAACCUUCCUCGGCACAAAUGCUUCAUAUCCCCUGCCAUUCGAAACAAAGGUCACCACAAGUAAUGCUAAUCAGUGGUGUCCCUGGGAUCUUCAGGUCAACGCCCCGUCUGCUCCUGGGAACAACGUAUAUCCUUAUCCCGACGGCAACAUUCAAAGACCUGCAUUUGACCCCUGCUUCUCGGCUUGUGCCAAAUACAACUCUGACCAAUAUUGUUGCCUAGGCAAAUACAAUGGACCGGACCAAUGCAGUCCCAAUUACUAUGCAAAAGCAGCCAAGACCAUGUGCCCCGAUGCCUACAGCUUUGCGUACGACGACCAAUCGUCCACCUUCAUCAUCCCUUCUGGUGCUGGCGUCGAAGUUGUGUUUUGUCCAGGCGGCAGAAGUACAGUGAUCCUUUCCACAAAAGCAGCACAACUUCGCCAGUUGGCCAACACGGGUUCUGUCUCGAGCUCAAGCGGCUCAAAUUCCACAGCUUCCAGCUCUGCGAUCCCGAAUCUUGAUGCUCGAACACGUUAUUCUUGGUUGGCUCUUACUGUGGGGUUUCUCUUCAGCUGUUCAUGA